UUUCAGACAAUACCAUCCCUCUCCCUCUCUCUCUCUCUGUGGAGGAAGGAGAUGGAGAAGCUAUGAAGAUUCAUGUUAAGAGACCAUGCAGCUCACACACUACAAAGACUUGGGCUCCUGCAGCGACCUGCUGUGCGACGAGGACGCCAGCGAGCUGGCGGACGACUCGCCGGAUCGAUCCAGGGAUGCCGAGUUCCCGGACGACUCGGACGAGUCCAUCGCCGGGUUCAUAGAGGGCGAGGCGGACUACACGCCCGGGUUCGACUACCCGGCUCGGUUCCGGUCCAACUCGCUCGACUCGACCUCCCGCCGGGAGGCAGUCGCCUGGAUUCUCAAGGUGAGUGCAUACUACCGUUUUCAAGAUCUAACGCCGUACCUCGCCGUCAACUACAUGGACCGGUUCCUUGCUUCUCACCGUUUACCGCAAAAUGUGUGGGCUCUGCAACUCUUAUCAGUGGCUUCCCUGUCGCUGGCUGCAAAGAUGGAGGAGACAUUAGUGCCUACCCUUUUGGAUUUGCAGAUUGAAGGCGCCGAGUUCGUCUUCGAGCCUCGAACGAUACGAAGGAUGGAGCUGCUUGUGCUCGGCGCCUUGGGCUGGAGGCUUCGAUCUGUAACGCCCUUCACUUACAUGGAUUUUUUCGCCUGCAAACUCGAUCCAUCAGGGAAAUCUGCAACGUAUUUGAUUUCAUGUGCCUCGAGCAUUAUAUUAGCAACAUUGCAUGAUAUCGAGUUCUUGAGUCACUGCCCAUCGUCGCUUGCUGCAGCAGCCAUUAUUCGUGCAGCUGAGGAUGUUGCAGAUCUAGCUUUGAUCGAUGCAGGGAUUGCAGUGUCAUGGUGCAUUGGACUAACCGAGGAUGGGAUUGGCAACUGCUACAGAUUGAUGCGAAGAGUUGCAGAGGGUGCUAUGUUGAAGAACCCUCUGGUCAACAUGGGGUCAAGGGUCUCACCUGCUUCUCUCCCCCCUGCUAAAAGAAGAAGAAAGAUGAGCAUAGGUGGGAGGAUAAGCUAAGCUUUCUUAUUGGUCUUUGUUCAGAUUCCUCAGUAUUUAGAGAGGAGAUUAGGUUUUAUUCAACAGUGUGUGUAGGAUUUGGCUAUUUGUGAAAGCCAUGAUUGAAUGCAGAGAGUUGCAGAUUCCCAAUGGAGGGGGAUCUGCCAUUC
This is a messenger RNA of Musa acuminata AAA Group (dessert banana), 1158 nucleotides long. RefSeq names its product cyclin-D2-1-like. NCBI's taxonomy places the organism in Eukaryota, Viridiplantae, Streptophyta, Magnoliopsida, Zingiberales, Musaceae. Gene Ontology annotation, cellular component: cytoplasm; cyclin-dependent protein kinase holoenzyme complex; nucleus. The coding region runs from base 86 to 1009 and encodes 307 amino acids. The record is from RefSeq and is a predicted model, not a curated record. Gene Ontology annotation, biological process: mitotic cell cycle phase transition; regulation of cyclin-dependent protein serine/threonine kinase activity. Gene Ontology annotation, molecular function: cyclin-dependent protein serine/threonine kinase regulator activity. The transcript is spliced from 6 exons.